This is a messenger RNA of Vitis riparia (riverbank grape), 1313 nucleotides long. RefSeq lists its product as uncharacterized. NCBI's taxonomy places the organism in Eukaryota, Viridiplantae, Streptophyta, Magnoliopsida, Vitales, Vitaceae. The coding region runs from base 204 to 1037 and encodes 277 amino acids. Gene Ontology annotation, cellular component: chloroplast thylakoid membrane. The record is from RefSeq and is a predicted model, not a curated record. The transcript has 4 exons.
AAAAUCUGUGAACUAUGACCCAAUUUCCACACAUCCAAUGGCUCACAUCAGAAACUUGGUAGGACCACAGAGAUCCAUCUCAUGCUGCCAUAUCCACUCCAACGAAGAAGAAGAAGGAGAAGAAGCAGCAGAUGGUGGAGUAACCUAGGACUUGAGCCACACUCUAGAUAAUUGUAUCUCCCUGAAACCCCAACAAGAACCCAAUGUUGCAGUCCUCUCAACGCCUUUUCUCCUCCUUCUCCUUGCCUCUCUCUCCUUCACACAACCCAUGUCUGUCUCCUCCAUUCUACUCUCUCUCCAGACCCACCUCUCUCCACCUUGUCUCAGCCCACCUUCGGACCAGGGCGGAACCAUUGCUGGCCCAGGUUCCAGACACCACCACCACUGCCCCAGAGGAGGGACCCAUUGAACUCCCGCCGUCCUCGUCCUCCAUUUUCGCCACCACUGAUGACCCUACACCUCUGCAAGUGGCUACCAGCGUUCUCCUCACUGGGGCCAUCUCUGUGUUCCUCUUUCGCUCCAUACGACGUCGUGUAAAGCGAGCUAAAGAACUGAGAUUUAGGUCCUCAGGAGUGAAGAAGACAUUGAAGGAGGAGGCAUUGGAUAGUUUGAAGGCAAUGGGGUCAGGUUCUGUCAAAGCUGCACCACCUUCACCUGUUCAGGCAUUAUUGGGUGGAAUAACAGCAGGGGUGAUCGCCCUUAUCUUAUAUAAAUUUACUAUUACCAUCGAGGCAUCUCUUAAUCGGCAGACAGUGUCAGACAAUUUCUCGGUGCGCCAAAUAACAAUAACCAUAAGGACUAUUAUCAACGGGUUGUGCUACCUUGCAACAUUUGUUUUUGGCAUCAACUCUGUCGGUUUAUUCCUUUAUUCUGGUCAGCUAGCCCUCAACUCCUUCAUGGAAGGUUCUACAAGUGAAGAAACUCAAAUUAAAGGUGAAGAGCAGUUAAGCACACCCAAUACAUUGACUGACAGUCCCCCUGAUGGCACCCAAUUGAAUAGCAGUGAGGGGGACCAAAGAGCACAGGAUGAGCAAUAACGUAAGAGAACCAAAAUCAAACUGGAGGAAUAGGUUUCAGCCACAUCUCUCAUUGAUUCUACACAUGCAACUCAUGGCCAUGGUGUUUUUCCUUGAUCACUGUGCAAUUCAUCCUUUAUUACUAGCCUGUUAUUGUAUAAUACGGAAUGGUUUAUAGCAGCAGAUGUAGAUUUUUUUACUACCAGUUCUUUGUCUAUUAUUUUUUCUGAAGCUUAUCAAGAAGGGAUGAUAUAGUAAAAGUUUAAACUACUAAAAAGGCCGCCAUUUUUCUGGAAA